UGAGUAUAAUAGUAAACUGUUAGGUAUUGGGAAAGGAGAGAGUGGUGAACUCAAAUCAAAUCGAAUCCAAAUAUGGCUAUGGCGAACUUGGCUCGACGGAAGGGUUACGCUGUUCUUUCAUCGGAAACUCUCAGAUACUCAUUCUUAGUGGGAAGGUCCAGAGGAUUCUCCUCUGGAUCUGAUGAAAACGACGUCGUCGUCGUCGGUGGUGGUCCCGGCGGCUACGUCGCCGCCAUUAAAGCCGCACAGUUUGGUCUGAAGACGACUUGCAUCGAGAAGCGUGGCGCCCUCGGCGGUACAUGCCUCAACGUUGGCUGCAUCCCUUCCAAGGCUCUUUUGCAUUCCUCCCACAUGUACCAUGAGGCUAAACAUGCAUUUGCCAACCAUGGGGUCAAGUUUUCGUCUGUUGAGGUUGAUUUGGCCGCCAUGAUGGCCCAAAAAGAUAAGGCUGUUUCUAAUCUAACCCGGGGUAUUGAAGGUCUAUUCAAGAAAAACAAGGUAAACUAUGUCAAAGGAUAUGGCAAAUUUGUUUCACCAUCUGAGGUCUCUGUGGACAGCCUUGAAGGUGGAAAUACUGUGGUGAAAGGCAAGCAUAUUAUAAUUGCCACUGGUUCAGAUGUGAAAUCUCUGCCUGGUGUCACUAUUGAUGAGAAGAAAAUUGUAUCAUCAACUGGGGCUCUUGCUUUGACUGAAAUUCCCAAGAGACUUGUAGUCAUUGGGGCAGGCUACAUUGGCCUAGAAAUGGGUUCAGUAUGGGGCCGGCUUGGCUCUGAGGUAACAGUUGUUGAGUUCGCACCAGAUAUUGUUCCAACCAUGGAUGGGGAAGUGCGGAAGCAGUUUCAGCGUUCUCUUGAGAAGCAAGGGAUGAAAUUCAAGCUGAAGACUAAGGUGGUUGGGGUUGAUAGUUCUGGGGAUGGUGUGAAGCUAACCAUUGAACCAUCAGCUGGUGGUGAUCAGACUACACUUGAAGCAGAUGUUGUCCUUGUAUCUGCUGGUAGGACUCCCUUCACUGCUGGACUUGGGUUAGAAAAGAUAGGAGUUGAAACUGACAAGAUAGGACGAAUUUUGGUAAAUGAAAGAUUUGCCACAAAUGUCUCUGGUGUUUAUGCAAUUGGAGAUGUCAUUCCUGGCCCGAUGUUGGCACACAAGGCAGAAGAAGAUGGGGUUGCUUGUGUUGAGUACAUAGCUGGUAAGGUUGGCCAUGUGGACUAUGACAAAGUCCCAGGUGUUGUCUAUACACACCCUGAGGUUGCAUCUGUUGGGAAGACAGAGGAGCAGGUGAAGGAACUGGGAGUUGAUUACCGUGUCGGCAAGUUCCCUUUCCUGGCUAAUAGCAGGGCUAAGGCAAUCGAUAAUGCAGAAGGACUGGUGAAGAUAUUGGCUGAGAAGGAGACAGACAAAAUAUUGGGAGUGCAUAUUAUGGCACCCAAUGCAGGAGAGCUCAUUCAUGAAGCAGCAAUAGCAUUGCAGUAUGAUGCAUCAAGUGAGGACAUCGCACGCGUGUGCCAUGCACAUCCGACAAUGAGCGAGGCUGUGAAAGAAGCUGCAAUGGCCACUUUUGACAAGCCCAUUCACAUUUGAAGAGCCGGUUGCUUCUUUAUUCUCAUUUUCAUUUUUGUCCAAGGAUUUUACAAUGACUUGGAGAUGAUACCAUCUGUGUGUUAAAUUUAGAUUCAGGUUUUCAAGUACAAAUUAGUCUUUUGUGUACUUCUUUGCUAAUAAGAGCAAUGAUCGUGUUGUUUUUAACCUUGUUGAAUAAAAUAUAUAUCUCCCCUUCUCUCUGGAACAAUACGGUAAUUCUGACAGGGUGAAACAACUUAAUGGGAGGUUCUGAUUAACACUUUGUAGUGAUCUAUAAU
Abrus precatorius (Indian licorice) is the source of this 1859-nucleotide messenger RNA. Its product is annotated as dihydrolipoyl dehydrogenase, mitochondrial. The transcript has 2 exons. Bases 73 to 1581 code for a protein of 502 amino acids. The record is from RefSeq and is a predicted model, not a curated record. Gene Ontology annotation, cellular component: oxoglutarate dehydrogenase complex; mitochondrion. Gene Ontology annotation, molecular function: dihydrolipoyl dehydrogenase (NADH) activity; flavin adenine dinucleotide binding. NCBI's taxonomy places the organism in Eukaryota, Viridiplantae, Streptophyta, Magnoliopsida, Fabales, Fabaceae.